Trichomonas vaginalis G3 is the source of this 165-nucleotide messenger RNA. RefSeq lists its product as uncharacterized. The record is from RefSeq and is a predicted model, not a curated record. The annotation marks the transcript as partial. NCBI's taxonomy places the organism in Eukaryota, Parabasalia, Trichomonadida, Trichomonadidae. The transcript has a single exon.
CUAUUAAAGGACAAAGAACUUUUACAUAAAUAUGGUUCUGAGAAAUUUGACAUAACUCCACCAGAAAAGAAGAAGAAGAGAGAAAAGAAAGAAAAGAAAGAAAAGAAAGUAGAAGAGAAGAAAGAACCUGAACCAGUUCCAGAGAAGGUGAGAUAUGACAUGUAA